UACACUCGGUCCAAUCUAGAUGCUCAUGUCCGACAAUAAUCCUGUGCACACCUUUCUAUCUUCCUCCUUACAAACAACACAGAUGUAAACAGAUGGAUCCAGAGCAUCAGGUAUUUUUGAUAACAAUCCUUUGUUUUACUGUCAAACUCGAUAUCUUCUACUCCUGCCAUACCUGUUCUUCGUUCAGAUGAGACCUUCACCACUCUACUCACUCAAAGGAGCCUGACCUGCCCACCUAGGUAACCUUUAAUGUUUGAUAUCACGACAAGCAAGUACAAAAAUGGAACCACAUUUCCUUGCUUACUCUUACUUUUGCUCAUCUUCUCAUCGCCAUCAAGCUCAAACCACUGCUAAUAAUAAUCACAAUGGCAAGAAAGGAUCAUAGGAUAAUCAUUCAUUUUGUUAGUCAGCUCCAUGAGGAUCUCUAAAUCCAUGAUAGUUUCGUAAAGAAACACGUGUCACUCAAAAAGUAUCUAUUUCUAACCGUUGUUUAAGGAUUAUGACUGCUUUUACGCGUCUGUCUUCGAAAAUGAGAACCCUGCCUUAAAAUCACUGCCCUUGGUAAACUCUGAAUUCCUCUCUCUGAUGCGCAAAACAUAGCUGACGCAAUGAACAAAAAGGCUGUGCAGCAGGUAAGACUGAUUUACCAAAGCCUAUUCAAAAUAGUAUAUCGCAGCUUCUAAGCAUGACUUCAGAAACAAAUUAUCGUCACUUGCAAUUAUGAAGCUCGGCGUCGUGGUCUUAGUAAAUUGCAAUUGAUCAGUGAAGCCAAGAAAAUAUGUCCAGAUGUUGUGAUUGUCUUGGGAGAAGAAUUGGGCCGAUUCCGAGAUGCAUCAAAAAUGCUAUACAAACAUUUGGAAAAGUUUAGUUGGUCGGGAAAAGUUGAACGACUGGGAUUCGAUGAAGUGUUCAUGGACGUCACAGAUAUUGUCGACUACAACCAGAAACUACUUAAUCCAAAUGAUUUGACCCACUCGUUCCUUCAACUGGACCAUAAUGAUCCUACUGCGGGGUUUACCUUUGAUGCGACGAGGGUUGCUGGUCACGGUUACCUCGACUUGCAGCCAGGUGGCGAAGUAUCCUCCCAGUAUCUAUCGAAUUCGGCGGCCCUGAAUAGUGAUACCGAUUUACUUACCCGCUUGCUUUUGGGCUCACACCUUGCCCAGUAUUUAAGAUUGAGUCUAGAAGAGGAAAAGGGCUACACUUCGACUGUUGGCAUAUCCACGAACAAACUUUUAAGCAAAUUGGUAGGCAACCUUCAUAAGCCGAAAGGACAAACAACUCUUCUUCCGCCCUAUGAUGUUUCGUCCAAUGAUGAUGGACUACAAAGCAAUGUCGCGACAUUCAUUGAUGGUCAUGAUAUAGGUAAAAUACCAGGUAUUGGGUUCAAAAUGUCUCAACGUAUUCGGAACCAUGUUCUAUCACGUCCUGCCGACUUUGAAAGUGGGCUAAUUUAUGGUGGCACGAAAGAAUCUGUUACUGUCCGUGACGUGCGCCUCUUUGCUGGCAUGGGUCCUGAUACAUUGGAAAACAUUCUGGGGGGAUCUGGGGCAGAAAGGGGCAUUGGACGUAAGGUUUGGGGACUGAUCAAUGGUCGCGACGACACCGAUGUAAAGGAUGCUCGAAAGGUGCCUUCCCAAAUAUCAAUCGAGGAUUCAUAUAUCAAGCUCGAUAAUUUGUCUCAAUUAAUGGAAGAGCUUCGAAUGCUUACGACCAGUCUACUAAAUAGAAUGUAUCAAGACCUACUUGAGGACGAUGAAGAAUCUGACGUACCAUCAAAAAGAUGGAUUGCUUACCCCAAAACAAUACGACUGUCUACCAGGCCUCGUCUUCCAUUGAAUGCGGAUGGCACAAGAACACGAAGCUUUAACAGGAUAUCGAGAUCUGGACCUCUACCAAAUCUUGUCUUCAACUUGAAAGAUGGUAUGGAUAGUAUUGUCGAGCGGCUCAUCCGAGACACAUUGGUUCCCAUGUUCCGAAAAUUGCAUCCACAGAGAUCGGAUUGGAAUUUAAGUUUAGUCAACAUCGGAGUAACCAAUAUGGUUGAAGCCGCGACUGAAGAUGGGUCUGGAGGUGGUAGAAACAUUGGUCUUAUGUUCAAGCGACAAGAAGCCACUCUCAAAGAAUGGAAAGUUGAGGACCGUGAUGUUCCACCUGACUUCGUUACAAAUAGGCGUGAAAAAUCUACAAGUGAACCUAUUGAGACAGAGCACAUCCCUAAUCCCACUACGGGCUCCGAGGAUGUAGUCUACAUCUCGCAAGAUACGGCAGACGAGCAAGAUCCUUGGGAGGAUGAAGAUGAGUUAUGCGGUCGUGAGAUCUGUCACGUAUGUGGUGCGGUGAUGCCCGCAUUUGCCGUGCCAGCUCAUCAACGAUUCCACAACCUGGAGGAAUGAAAUCCUGGUCAUAAAUUGAUGACUUGUCGAUCCUCCGGUGAUCUUCGAACUAGGACCCAUCAGAAAAUGUUCAGCCAGAGACUAUUCUGAGGCUCCAAUAAAUUAUUGUCUGUGCUCGGUAAGACAGCACUAGAAAUUAGUAGAAUGCGGGAGGUUCUCUAAAAUCCAUCCUGGUGAUCCCAUCCACACCCUGGACAGAAUACAGGAUACUGGACAUAGAAGACGAAAGAAUUGGCCGGGAAUAGCAGACAAAUUUUUGUCGACCCAGAUAGUUAUUUGUGCGGUGGAAAGAUUCCAUGCAUGAUUAUAUAUUUAGGUGUUUUGGAACCGCCAGCAUCACCGACAAAUGGGCAUGUCUGCCCCUCAAGAGGAUUCGUUACGUAUAACGCGCGUCCAAAAAUAGUCUCACUCAAAUAAUCAAAAGACAAUAGUGUUGGACGGGCCACCUUAAUUAUUGCUUACUGUAAUGGGACUACGAUUCAAAUAUAUCAAUUUCGUUCUAUGGUUUUCUUCUUAUGAUUGGUUCGGUCCUCUUCUUCUUGUAUUGUGU
Messenger RNA from Sclerotinia trifoliorum, 2946 nucleotides. NCBI's taxonomy places the organism in Eukaryota, Fungi, Ascomycota, Leotiomycetes, Helotiales, Sclerotiniaceae. The record is from the annotation of a GenBank genome assembly.